GGAAACUCCCGAAACUUCCCGGGGAGGUGGGACGUCCGGAGCACUCUGCCUUGUCUAGGACCGGUCACGUGAUCCCGUUCGCCCGUCCCAUGUAACCGCAGAUGGGCAGCAUCAACGCGUUUGUUUCUGAGGCCCCGCCCUCCGAAUGAUGUAACAACCACUUCGCGCAUGCUCACUGUCUCCGGAUGGGCGGUGUUUUCCUUUCCGCUUAGUGUUGAAGCGGGUCAUUUGUGGGGUCGGUAAAGGGUUUUCGCUUCCUGGGUCGGUGAGCCGGGGGUCGGGAUCGCUGUCUGCGGGCCGAAGAUAUCACUUUCCCAUCGGUUAAAAACGAGAAGGAAUUUGUCUUAUGGGAAUUCAAACACAGAACACCAGUUUUGCUGUCUCUGUCCAGAUAUUUAAGAAGUGGAGCAAGAGAUUCACUCGAUCAUCCUUCCUGCUGGGACUGUGGGCAGGGAUUCACUCGCUCAUCUCACCCACUGGCAUGCCCGUCAUUUUACACGGGAGAGGCCAUUCACCUGCUCAACUAUAGGGAUAGAUUCACUUGGUCAUCUCAGUUGAAGUUACAUCAGCAAGUUCACAUUGGGCAAGACCAGUCAUCUGUUCUGUGUGCGAGAAGGGAUUCAGUUGGUCAUCCCACUUGUGGACACACCAGUUAGUUCACACUGUGCAGAGGCUAGUCAUCUGAUGUAUUUGUGUGGAAGGAUUCACUCAGUUGUCUGACUUAAUGGCUCAUCAGCAAGUUCACACCGGGGAGCGGCCGUUCACCUGUUUGGACUGUGGGAAGGGAUUCACUUUUUCAUCUAAACUGAAGGUACACCGGCGAGUUCACACUGGAGAGAGGCCAUUCAUCUGCUCAGACUGUGGGAAGGGAUUCACUCAGGCAUCUCACCUACUGAUACAUCAGUCAGUUCACACUGCUGAGAGGGAUUUCACCUGCUCAGACUGUGGGAAGAGUUUCAUUAAAUCAUCUCAACUGAAAGUACAUCAGCGAGUUCACACUGGAGAGAGGCCGUUCACCUGCUCAGACUGUGGGAAGGGAUUCACUCAAUCAUCCGGCCUACUAUUACACCAGCGAUUUCACACUGGGGAGAAGCCGUUCACCUGCUCAGUGUGUGGGAAGGGAUUCCAUCGACCAGCCGACCUUCAUAGACACCACCAAUUUCACACUGGGGAGAAGCCAUUCACCUGCCCAGACUGUGGGAAAGGAUUUACUUUAUUAUCUCACCUACGGAGGCACCAGUCAGUUCACACCGGGGAGAGGCCAUUCACUUGCUCAGUUUGUGGGAAGACAUUCACCCAGUCAUCCCACCUACUGAGACACCAGUCAGUUCACACUGGGGAGAGGCCGUUCACGUGCUCAGUGUGUGGGAAGGGUUUCACUCGGUCAUCUCAUCUACUGAGACACCAGCGAGUUCACACUGGGUAGAGGCCGAUCACCUGCUCAGUCUGUGGGAAGAGUUUCUCUCAACCAAAUCAACCAAAUGUGCAUCCUGGAGAGAGGCUACUCACCUGCUGUGAAUGUGGGAAGUGAUUCCCUCAGUAAUCUAACCUUGUGACACACUACUGGGUUCACAAGGGGGAGAAAGUUUCAAUAAGCUGCAUGCUGGAUAUAUGUCCAUCACCGUUGCUGAAUGCAAUUUCAAGAGUGACUGUCGGUGCUGAACUCUGCAAAUAUUGCUGCUGGUCACCACACCCAGUUCUGCACCCUGGUCACUGGGCAUGGGAGGAGUUUCUUCUGCUGCACAUUCACCUUUAAUUGGACUGGAGUUUAAUAUUCUGGAACUGAGACAAAUAAAUCAGUUCAAUUUUGAACUUCGUCUCCAGUACUUAGUGAAUUUAUAACACAGCCUGUGUACAGAAGAGCCAACUCAGGCUGGCUGAACUCUGCCAGUGAUUCUGUUCCACGAUGGUCCUUUUAAAUUCUCCCCUGUUGGUCCCCUCUUGCUCUCCCUGUGGUGAUGGGUUCCAAUCACUCUGUGGGUGAAGAGGUUUCCCUUGAAUUUUCUGCAGACUGAAGAAGUCGAGCUGACUGAAGUUCUGCCUGAGAUUUUCUUCACCCCUCAAAUCUGUGGGCUGAGGGAGAAUGACAUUGGUAGUUAACUUCCUUAAUCAUGACUCAUUUCCACAUUAUGGGUCAUUUUCCCUGCUUCUAAAGGGUUGUUGAAAACACCCCGUCUUCUAAAGACUGAAAGCAGAAUGGGAAAUCAUUAGUUGGAUGUUCAAUGAAGCAGGGUCAGAAACCAGAGGUGGGUCUGCCAAGGGCAGAGUUUGGGACUCUGGACAAUGGUUGGGGUAAGAAUGUAUGAUGAGAAGAAGGGAAUCAGCAGCGGGGCGUGGCAACAAAUGACAGAGUAGCAACAUUUGGAAGCUGAUUGAGAAAAUAAUUUGGUUGUCUGACUGGUAAUACAAUACCUGUCAUGAGGUACUGCACUGGUCGAGGAACAUGUGUGUGUUGGGGAUGGUUUUAUCUAUUGAGAGAGUUGUUCCUGCUUGUUUAUCCUGUAAUAUUAUAUCUGGAUUGUUAUUAUGGAUUGUCCUAUCUGAAAUAAUGUGUUGAUUAUCAUAUAUUUUGUAAGAUUUUGACUCCAAAACUGGAUCAGGCUUGAACUUAGAGUGCUUUAUGAAGAUGCAGUAGUCAUUCAUCAGUUUGUAUUUUAAACCAAGAAUCUGGUGAAUGAUGUUUGCCAAUUCAUUGUACCUGUGUAAGUAAGCAGAUUGAGUUAAACUGUUGCAUGAUCCUGGAAUGUGUUGGAGUGUGUCUGGUUUCUCUUGGCAUUUUCUGCACUUACUGCCUUGUUUGUUUGUAUUUCAUGUAUUUUCAAUUUUUUUUCCCAUUUGUUAACCACCUUGUCCUGUAUUAUUGCAAGGAACCCCUCUGUUUCUGGGAAGAGGUCUCCAACUCUCAGUCAGAUGCUCGAUGCUCCCUUGUCACCAUCUCGUGUGCUCAGAUCGUUGGGAAGUCUCCCAUGGAGGGUCAUAGUCAUUCCACUGGUUAAUGUUUUCUUCCAUAGUGAUGAUUCCUUUUUCUGAGUUGGCCUCUCAUUAAGUUUUCUGGUCUGUAUUUCUUAUCAUGAUUGCAUAUACACACACGGAGUGCUGAAUCCUGUUAAUUUUUGAUGAAAAUAUAUACUUAGAAGUUU
Hypanus sabinus (Atlantic stingray) is the source of this 3140-nucleotide messenger RNA. RefSeq names its product zinc finger protein 214-like. Gene Ontology annotation, cellular component: nucleus. Lineage: Eukaryota; Metazoa; Chordata; Chondrichthyes; Myliobatiformes; Dasyatidae. The record is from RefSeq and is a predicted model, not a curated record. The transcript is spliced from 2 exons. Bases 725 to 1426 code for a protein of 233 amino acids.